AUGGAUGUCUAUGAAGACCGUUGGCAGGAGUUGUGGGCAAACGUGCUUUCCUCGUUUGGAUCGGCAACUGGGCAUCCACCACCUGGGCAAUUGGAAGAAGCGGACGUUGACACACUGCAUAGGUUGUUGCAGGCGGAGUUGGGCCAAGCAUGGCUGAAAAAGUUGAAGCGUGCCCAGCCAAAAACCAAGCGUACAUUGCAGGCCACGGAGCAAAGACUUAAGGCUGCAGCAGUGCGGUUGUGGUCAGAAGUUGACGCCGAGAAUGCAUUCCAUGAAGCGGACGCGUUGGAACGGCAUGGGGAUUGGGACGGCGCACGCGAGGCCUACGCCAAGGUCAUGGUGCUCAAUCCUUCGCACAAUUCGCAUUUCCUGGAUACAUCGUUGAGGUUCGCUCAGUUGCUCCAUGUGAUGGCCACAUCAGGUGGCGGAAGUGACAGAACAGAUGGGGACUCUGAUGAGUCCAAGAUGUGCGAGCAAGUUUUGCGCCAUGCCCUGGCCGGGAACAGUGGCAGCAGCGGCAGCCGAACUCAUCAUGCGAUCUUGACGAGGCUUGCCAUCCUCCUGCUCCAAAGCGCGAGGGAGGAAGAGGCCACGGCGCUCUUGAAAUCGGCCGGGUAUCAAUAUCGACUGGCAUCUUGGAUUUGGAGAUACGCUUCGGCACAGACUCCCAUCAAUGGCGAAGGGUUUCCAGGGGUGGUGUUUGACAAUGCCUUGCCGAAACGCUUUGUGCAACACCUUCAAGAAUUAUUGACGCCUGAAUCCGUGUUCUGGCGCGAACACGGGUACAACGAAGUGACGGGCAGCGGGGAGAAUGGAUACUUUAGCUAUAUUCAGCAUCUGAUGGGCCAGGAGAAGAAUACGCUGGAUGUUAUCAUUCGUCACAUUUGGGAAUUCUUGAAGGUGAAAGCCUGUUUCCCAGGACUGUCUGAAGCAACAGUCGCAGAGUGGUGGGCGCACAAGCGGCCCCAUGCUUGUGGCCAUCAGAUGCAUUACGACAGUGACAAUGAAGGAAUUGGCGGGGUGCGCAACCCGAUUUGUAGCUGUGUGCUGUAUGUCGCAGCACCAGAUGGUGUAGGUGGACCAACUCUUGUCACGGACCAGGUGCUUGGAAGGGCCUCACUGGCUAGCAGGGGAUGGUUCGUCCACCCAAGGGAGGGUCGCAUGGCAGCUUACGAUGGCAAGCAUCUUCACGGGGUAAUUCCAGGCUGCGGCACAGCUCCCGCUUCUGAGAACUCACAGCGACGGAUUACUUUCAUGGUUGCUUUCUGGCGGGAGAUUGAAGCCCGGCCUUUUGGUGCAGACGGCCUUUCUGGAAGCAGUCGUCCCGUACCUGAAUCAGCACAAGUGCUUGAGGUUGGCCAGCGAAGAUACACAUGGCAUCAAGGUUUGGCAUUGCCAAGGAAGUUCGCCACCGAUGUGGAAGGCUGUUCAGCACCGUGUGAUGUACCGUUGCCGAGCAAUGCUCCCGUUUGGGUCACCUUGAGUGGCGACGAAGUGCAAGAAGAGGUCGGGCUGCCGGACAUCGGGACAUGCUUUCAGUUUUGA
Messenger RNA from Symbiodinium natans, 1545 nucleotides. Lineage: Eukaryota; Dinophyceae; Suessiales; Symbiodiniaceae. The record is from the annotation of a GenBank genome assembly.